This is a messenger RNA of Cynocephalus volans (Philippine flying lemur), 2160 nucleotides long. It is a transcript of the gene SLC44A5, whose product is annotated as solute carrier family 44 member 5. Bases 1 to 2160 code for a protein of 719 amino acids. Lineage: Eukaryota; Metazoa; Chordata; Mammalia; Dermoptera; Cynocephalidae. Gene Ontology annotation, molecular function: transmembrane transporter activity. Gene Ontology annotation, biological process: transmembrane transport. The transcript has 21 exons. The record is from RefSeq and is a predicted model, not a curated record.
AUGGAAUCAGUUCAGAUAAGAGAUGAUGAGGUUCCAGCCUACAGUGGCAGAGCUGGAGAGGAAGAAACAGAACAUUGUGAGAUGGAGAAUCAGCAAGACUUGACUUGUACUGAUGUUCUGUGCUGCAUAAUCUUCCUACUGUUCAUUCUUGGCUACAUUCUUGUAGGACUUGUGGCCUGGGUACAUGGCGACCCCAGGAGAGUGGCCUAUCCUACAGACAGCCACGGCCAUUUUUGUGGCCAGAAGGGCACCCCCAAUGAGAACAAGACCAUUUUGUUUUACUUUAACCUGCUGAGCUGUACCAGCCCAUCUGUGUUGAUAAACUUACAAUGUCCUACCACACAGAUCUGUGUCUCCAAGUGCCCAGAAAAAUUUUUAACCUAUUUGGAAAUGCAACUUUUAUACCCAGAAAACAAAAGCUACUGGGAAUACUACAGUCAGUUCUGCAAGCCCAAUGCUAAGCCUGCAAAGUCUCUUGCACAACUCUUACUGGACGAUGAUUGUCCAACAGCGAUUUUUCCAAGCAAAUCUUUUCUCCAGAGAUGUCUCCCUGACUUCUCUACUAGAAAUGGCUCUUUAACAGUAGGAAGGAAGAUGCUGUUUGCAGAUGGAAAUGGAAAGACAAGAAAUGUUAUAGAACUCAGGGAGGCUUCAAAUGUUAUCAAUAAAAUCCUUGAUGCAAGGACAAUUGGAAUGAAAGUGUUUGAAGACUAUGCAACAACUUGGUAUUGGAUUCUCAUUGGCCUGAGCAUUGCCAUGUUCCUUAGUUGGACAGUUUUGAUACUCCUGAGGUUCAUAGCUGGAUGCCUUUUCUGGAUCUUCGUGUUUGGUGUGAUUGGAAUUACAGGAUAUGGAAUAUGGCACUGUUACCAGGAAUAUACAAAUCUUCAGGAACACCCAAAUUCUACAUUAACUAUAUAUGACGUUGGGAUUCAGAUUAAUUUAAGCAUGUACUUUCGACUGAAACAAACAUGGUUUGCACUUAUGAUAAUACUCUGCAUCACUGAAGUGAUUGUCAUCCUCUUGCUGAUCUUCCUCAGGAAACGAAUCCAACUUGCCAUUAUCCUGCUGAAGGAAGGAAGCAAAGCCAUUGGAUACAUCCCCAGUACAUUAGUUUAUCCAGUUUUAACUUUCAGUUUGCUUUCAGUCUGCAUCGCCUACUGGGCUGUGACAGCAGUUUUCUUGGCUACAUCAGGGGUACCUGUGUACAAAGUCACAGCCCCAGAGGGGCAUUGUAUACAUGAAAAUGAAACCUGUAUCCCAGAGAUUUUUAAUACAACUGAAAUUGUGAAAGCUUGCCCUGGGGCUCAGUGUAACUUUGCUUUCUAUGGUGGAAAGAGCUUGUACCAUGAAUACAUCACUACCUUCCACAUAUACAAUCUGUUUGUAUUUCUCUGGCUUGUAAACUUUGUCAUUGCACUGGGUCAGUGCGCCCUUGCUGGUGCCUUUGCUGCUUAUUACUGGGCUGCAAAAAAACCUGAUGACAUCCCACCAUAUCCACUUUUUACUGCAUUUGGACGAGCCGUACGAUAUCACACAGGAUCCCUAGCAUUUGGCUCUUUACUUCUUGCAUUAGUUCAAGUAUUUAAAAUGUUCCUGGAAUACUUGGACAACCGUCUUAAAAAUGCCCAGAACAACUUUUCUAAAUUCCUACGCUGUUGCAUGAUAUGCUGUUUCUGGUGUUUGGAUAAAAUGCUAAAAUUUUUAAACAGAAAUGCUUAUAUUAUGAUUGCAAUAUAUGGCAAAAACUUCUGCAGGUCAGCAAGAGAUGCUUUCAAUCUGCUUAUGAGAAAUGUUUUAAAUGUUGCAGUUACGGAUGAAGUUGUGCACUUUGUAUUAUUGCUGGGGAAACUUCUAGUUGCUGGGAGUAUAGGUGUUCUGGCUUUCUUACUCUUCACACAAAGAAUGCCAAUGAUUUCAGAAGGACCGACAACUUUAAAUUACUACUGGGUACCUUUACUGACUGUCACUUUUGGAGCUUACUUAAUUGCACACGGGUUCUUCAGCGUCUAUGCAAUGUGUGUUGAAACAAUUUUCAUCUGCUUCUGUGAAGAUCUGGAAAGAAAUGAUGGAUCUACAGAAAAACCCUACUUCAUAACCCCUAACCUUCACGGAAUUCUGAUCAAGAAGCAACUAGCUCCCCCGAAGCAGAAAGAGUAG